AGUACACAUGCACGACACAAGUAUUCGGCGCGAGAAAUGUUGUUGUGAACUGAUAGGAAGGUGAAGAUGGAGGCACCACUUAAAGGGAGACUACUCCUCGUGGGAGAAGGCGAUUUCUCCCUUGCUGUGGCUCUGGUGUCGAAAUGUGACUUCCAUGGCAAUCAGGUGUUGGCAACAAGUCUGGAAUCAGAAGAGUCCAUCGAGAAGCAUCACCUGGCUGCCAGGAAUAUUCAGAUUCUUCGAGACAGAGGUGUUCGUGUUUGUUUCAACGUGGAUGCAACGGAGCUGCAGACGUGCACGGACCUGCAGGGGUCGGAGGACGCCCGCUUCUCGCGCAUCAUCUUCAACUUCCCUCAUGCUGGGGGCAAGUCCAACCACAAGAAAAACAGGACCCUCCUCAAUAACUUCUUCUCCAGUGCUGUGAAAGUGUUGAGUCCGGAUGGACAAAUCAUGGUGACCUUGUGUAAAGGUCAAGGUGGGACUCCUGCUGAUCGACCAAUGAGAGCAUGGCAUGACAGCUGGCAGGUGGUUUCCAUGGCAGCCAAUGCAAGCCUCAUUCUCACUCAAGUUGUACCAUUCUCUGCUGAAGAAUUCCAGGAAUACAACUCAGUAGGAUUCAGGAGCCUGGACAAAGGUUUCCACACAGAAGGAGCUCUGACCCACGUGUUUGAGGUGGCGGAGUCGGUGGCUGUACCUGAGUGUCUUCAGCGUGGGGGACAGCUGAUCUGGGGGGAUAAGACCUACACCUGCCCCAGAUACCUGGAACACAAGCUCAACAGGAAGCUGUUGUACAGCCUUCACCACCCUCUACAUCAGCUCCGUUCUGUUCUGGAGGAGCUGAUAUCAGCCGAGCUUGGGGGUCAGGCUCACCAUCUGGACACUCCGUCUCUGGUCAAAGAGGGGCCUGGACCUCGAGUGGUCAAACAGACUCACACGGCAGUGCAUGACUUGUUCCCCCAGCCGUACUACUUACAGAGUCUCAAGUGUCCAGGUGAUUCAGCCAAGGAGGAUGGCAUCGUUGAGGAGAAGGAACAGGAUGAAUCCGAAAAGUGUAUGGAUGAUUUGACGUCAGCUGGUGACAGUUUCUCUGGUCAGCUUCACCUCAGAUCUUGUGUAAUCGAAGAAUUACCUCCAGUCGUCACCCUCAUGGCAUCGAGUGGUGUUGCAUGUCACGUGGUGUCAUGUGAUGUUUAUGGUCAGCGGGUGAUUGGUCAGGAGACCAGUUCCGUUGGUCACCAGAUGAUGGUGGUCAGUCGGAGCGGGAAUCCUGAUGAGCAAGUGUGGUCUGUCAGUCGAGUGGUACAGAGGGCAACAGGUUUGUAUUUUGACAUUACACCUGUUCAUGAGGAAAACAUUUCUGUAAGUACUGACUUUGGGGAGUUGAAUGUGUCUCAUGAAAUUCAGAUGAUGUUGGAUAAGAAGAACAAGGGGGAUGUGUGUGGUUGUGUGUUGAACUGGACCUGUCCUGACGAUACAAUGAAACUGAUUCUAGUGUUUGAUUUGAACAAAAUUGUAAUGAAAAUCCAUGAAAUUCCGGCACCGCCGCUUCUGUGGUCCACAGAUCCACGUUUCAAGAACCAGUUUGCGGACAAAACAGGAACAACCGUCAAAUACAAGCCUUUUAGCCUUUACUCAAUGAAAUUCUUCCAUGAUUUAAGUUUCUGGGAGAGCCCGAGACAGUUUGAGGAGCAGACGUUGCAUGAUGUUGUGCGAGAUGUCGCUGGGGAUGUGGUGACCGAUGUUAAGAUGAUUGACAGCUAUCAUGAUGUUGAAACGGAGAGGCGAAGUCGCUGUUACCGUAUGACAUUUCAGUCACAUGACCAGGCUCUGUCUUACAUCACUUCCUGGAAGCUACAGAGCAUGCUCAGACUGGAGGUAGCAAGCAGGAUGGGAAUAAUUCUAAGGUAGUGACAGUUCACAUGGGUACAGGAAGGGGAGUAUUGUUGGGAAGUACUCCAUUUUGUCAUCACCAUCAACAACAUCAUCAGGGAUGUCCUCAUCAUGAUCAACACCAUCAUUUAGAGCAGCAGCUUCAUCAGCAUCGUCACCAUUGUUUGGAACAUCAAAAUCAACAUCAACACCAUCAUUGCCAACAUCUUCAUUAUCACUAUCAACAGCAGCAUUUGAAACAUCAUCCACAGGGGCUUGUCACGCUAAAAACUGCCAUCAAGUUAUGUACUGUCACUCACGGGGUCUUAUCACUAUAUAAAAGGAAAGGGAUGUAACGAGGUCAACACACCAGGUUCGUUUCAGGGCGAAUUCAACAAUACUC
Messenger RNA from Haliotis rubra (blacklip abalone), 2272 nucleotides. Its product is annotated as ferredoxin-fold anticodon-binding domain-containing protein 1 homolog. NCBI's taxonomy places the organism in Eukaryota, Metazoa, Mollusca, Gastropoda, Lepetellida, Haliotidae. Gene Ontology annotation, cellular component: cytoplasm. The coding region runs from base 67 to 1908 and encodes 613 amino acids. Gene Ontology annotation, biological process: rRNA base methylation. The transcript is spliced from 6 exons. The record is from RefSeq and is a predicted model, not a curated record. Gene Ontology annotation, molecular function: rRNA (uridine-N3-)-methyltransferase activity.